Molecule: messenger RNA, 1918 nt
Organism: Solea solea (common sole)
Lineage: Eukaryota; Metazoa; Chordata; Actinopteri; Pleuronectiformes; Soleidae
Product: protein phosphatase 3 catalytic subunit alpha-like
Exons: 14
Coding region: 1-1755 (584 amino acids)
Biological process (GO): calcineurin-NFAT signaling cascade
Cellular component (GO): cytosol; calcineurin complex; cytoplasm
Molecular function (GO): calmodulin binding; calmodulin-dependent protein phosphatase activity
Source: RefSeq, a predicted model, not a curated record
AUGGUCCAGAGUGCACGAGCCCGGGUUGGGGGUGAGGGUGGAAAGGGGGCAGGGGUGAGCGAGGAGGGGGAGCAGAGACCUUUCCUCGGUCCGUUAUGUGUCCUGGCAGGUGUGGUUCCUCGCCUCGAUGGACCGGUCAACAACAGACAGGCUCCACAGCCUUCUGCCCGCUCUACAGCUCAGCCCUCAUCCACGCUCUUCCAUGGGUCGUCUGGAAACUUUACACAAGGAGACAAGAGAGCUGUCCCCUUCCCCCUGAGUCACCGCCUUACAAUGAAGGAGGUGUUUGACUGUGAAGGGAAGCCUCGCGUGGAUCUCCUGAAGGCUCACCUUACCAAGGAGGGCCGUGUGGAGGAGGCGGUGGCACUUCGAAUCAUAGAUGAGGGAGCAGCUAUCCUGCGACAGGAGAAAACUAUACUGGACAUCGAGGCACCAGUUACAGUGUGUGGAGACAUCCACGGACAGUUCUUUGAUCUUAUGAAGCUGUUUGAAGUGGGGGGGUCACCGGCGACAACACGGUACCUCUUCCUUGGAGACUAUGUUGACCGUGGAUACUUCAGUAUUGAGUGUGUGUUAUACCUUUGGUCGCUGAAAAUCCUCUAUCCAAAGACUCUAUAUUUACUGCGUGGAAAUCAUGAAUGUAGACAUUUGACAGAAUAUUUCACCUUCAAACAAGAAUGUAAAAUCAAGUACUCAGAGCAGGUGUACGACUCGUGCAUGGAUGCGUUCGACUGCCUUCCUCUGGCUGCGCUCAUGAACCAACAGUUUCUGUGUGUGCACGGUGGACUUUCUCCUGAAAUACACACACUAGACGACAUUAAGAAGUUGGAUCGAUUCAAAGAGCCCCCAGCUUUCGGGCCCAUGUGUGACCUGCUGUGGGCGGAUCCUCUGGAAGAUUUUGGCAACGAGAAAACGCAGGAAUACUUCAGUCACAACUCAGUGCGAGGCUGCUCCUACUUCUACAGUUAUCCAGCGGUGUGUGAGUUCCUACAGAGCAAUAACCUAUUAUCAAUUAUUCGAGCUCAUGAAGCACAAGAUGCAGGUUACCGGAUGUACCGUAAAAGUCAGACGACUGGAUUUCCGUCCCUCAUCACCAUCUUCUCUGCUCCAAACUACCUGGAUGUUUACAACAACAAAGCUGCUGUACUGAAGUAUGAAAACAACGUCAUGAACAUCCGACAAUUCAACUGCUCACCUCAUCCCUACUGGCUGCCCAACUUCAUGGAUGUCUUCACCUGGUCUCUGCCGUUUGUUGGAGAAAAAGUCACAGAGAUGCUCGUAAAUGUGCUGAGCAUUUGCUCUGAUGAUGAACUCAUGAAUGAUGAAGAUGAGAUCUUUGAUGCGAAUGCAGCUGCAGCUCGUAAAGAGGUGAUCAAAAACAAGAUCCGUGCCAUCGGGAAAAUGGCUAAAAUGUUCUCAGUUCUCAGAGAGGAGAGUGAGAAUGUGUUGACGCUGAAAGGCCUGACGCCCACUGGCAUGCUGCCGAGCGGAGUUCUCUCUGGAGGCAGACAGACGCUGCAGAGCGCCACGAUUGAAGCCAUUGAAGCCGUGGAGACGCAUGAUGAGGACGGAGAAGCGAUCCGCGGCUUCUCCCCCCAGCACAAGAUCAACAGUUUCGAGGAGGCUAAAGGCCUGGACCGCAUCAACGAGCGCAUGCCCCCGCGCAGGGACGGGGUGAACCACGUGGGUCACUCCAUGGGAAAGAUGAAUAUGUCGGAGGCAAACGGCACGGACGACAACAGCAACAUCCAGUGAUGUGCUGUCGGAGUCUGGGAACUGAGCCCAACUGUGUCGGCAAAUCUGGAAUUCAGGCCUCAGAGCAUAGAAAUCAAACAGACCCACUGAUAGAACAUGACGUCUUAAAACAGGCAUAAAGGUCUUUUUUUCCAUGACGGUGUCACUGCACAGGUGGGGGAGG